This is a messenger RNA of Sphenostylis stenocarpa, 960 nucleotides long. The record is from the annotation of a GenBank genome assembly. NCBI's taxonomy places the organism in Eukaryota, Viridiplantae, Streptophyta, Magnoliopsida, Fabales, Fabaceae.
AUGGAAAGUGGAUUACCUUUGCUUAAUUGUCUCUUGCAGCAGACUCUCAGAACCAUUUGCACUUCUUCCAAUUCUUCCAUUUCUUCUAAGUGGGUUUAUGCUGUCUUCUGGAGGAUAUUGCCUCGAAACUUUCCUCCACCAAGGUGGGAAUUUGGAGGAACUGCGCUUGAUCUCUCCAAAGGAAAUAAAAGGAACUGGAUUCUUGUCUGGGAAGAUGGGUUCUGCGAUUUUAACGAAUGCGAGCAGAGGAAGAGUGGUAGUGGUUACUUGAACGGUAGAUUUGGAGCUGACGUAUUCUUCAAAAUGUCGCAUGAGGUUUACAAUUAUGGAGAGGGACUAGUGGGAAAGGUUGCCGCAGAUAAUAGUCACAAAUGGGUUUACAAUGAGAGUCACAACAACGAGUUUGAAGCUAGCUAUACUGCUUCAUGGAAUGCUUCUGUCGAGCCUCAACCAAAGGCAUGGGAGUUUCAGUUCAAUUCAGGCAUUCAGAGCAUAGUCAUAAUAGCUGUCAGAGAAGGCGUAGUGCAAUUGGGUUCUUUUAAUAAGACUGCAGAGGACCUGAAUCUGGUGAUCAGCAUACAAAGACAAUUCAGCUACCUUCAAAGCAUACCGGGUGUAUUUGGUAUUCAAAGACCGUACCUACCCAUUCAAUAUCCAUACAUUGUGAAGCCCAAUUUCAUGGAAAGCAAUGGAAUGCCUCUAUAUGAUAUGACCUGGAACACCCCUCAGAAUGGAGCACCAGGCCCAUCUCUUUGUUCAGGUUCUCCGCCUUUACCAUUACCAGCCAUGCCUUGCAGUUUUGGAGCUUUGCUAUCAAAGUUACCAUCCGGAGUCCCACCCCAUAAUCAAGCCCCUAAUUCUGGGACACAAAGCAGCACUAUUGAGAGAGUGAAGAUUGAAGACUGCGAAUUUCAUCCUACCCAUGAUGGUGGUGAUCACAAAGGAAAGGUUGUUCCUUGA